Messenger RNA from Fusarium poae, 636 nucleotides. RefSeq lists its product as uncharacterized. The record is from RefSeq and is a predicted model, not a curated record. The transcript has a single exon. NCBI's taxonomy places the organism in Eukaryota, Fungi, Ascomycota, Sordariomycetes, Hypocreales, Nectriaceae. The coding region runs from base 1 to 636 and encodes 211 amino acids.
AUGGCACCUCCUACAGAGAACGACAACCAGAAGGUCCGUCGCCGAUCGACUCGAUCAAACUUUGGGAAACCGUAUCAUCAUGAUGACUUCGUCUAUGGAGAUGAGGCGACUCGAGUUGUCCCUCGACACAAGAGACGCAUGCCUAAGACAAUCGACCUGGCUGUCGAUGAUGAUGAUGAGGAUGAGGAUGAGGACGAACUGGCCUCUUCUUCUGUGCCCCCAGCACCUCGAAAGAACAGCAUCGUCCUAGACUGCAUUAAUGUGCAGCUCCCCCCUAACAUGUAUCCGAGAACCGCAGUUGACCAGCGAGCUGGUCAACCGGACGACGAUGCAAUGGAUCUGGACAAUUUCCUCAAUCUGGAUCUGUUGGAUGAUGAGGAGACGGCCGAAAAAGGGCCAUCACCCCAAACAGCUCCCAAGCCUACCAGCGCUGUUGAUUUGGAUGUUGCUAUGGUUGACCUCAAUGAUGGAUUCGCUAACAUCAUGCAGCUGCACGGACAACAGUCGGAUGAGAAAAUUCUCAACGAUCGCCUGGCUUCACAGAGACGAUAUGCCAAUGACAACGACUCGCCGGAUGCGCUGUGUGCUAGAGCCAUGAAGCCUAGUGCCUAUUCGGAUGUCUCCGAGGAAAGGUAA